CUAGGUAGUAAGAAGAGCCGCCUCCAAGAUGCUCCCAGAGUGGCUCCUCUUCAGGUGUGUGAAGUCCGUUUGGAAGCUUCCUUUUUCCUGAGCACCUCCCAGACUGUCUUCGUGCUGGAGGUGUGCCAGGUAGGAUGAGGUUGCAAUAAGGGCAACCCACCCCUGAAGGGAACCCCGCCCGUAGCCAGCAGAGCCUCACUGAUUAGAGCUUAAGUCAGUAAAGAGAUUUCAGCUGAGGCUGGUACCAAAUCUGUCUCUGUGGCUGCUGAAUGCUGAGGCCUGGGUGGCCAUAGGACUUGCCAGUAUCUCUGUCAGGUGGGGGUAGGAAAGUUAUUCUUGGAUGUGCUAGGGUAGAGUUUCAGAUUUGUUUAUCCUUGUAGGAGGCACCUUGGGGCCAGGAGAGAGGCAUCCAGCUCUGCACUGGCAUUCAGAUCACCUGGCUUGGAGGGGCCCCAGAUUCCCUUGUCUUGCUGUGCUAUGCAUUCGGGGCACAGCUGUAUUUCUUCUAGGAAAUUUGGGGAAAGGUUAACCAGAGUACAGUGGUCCUCAACAAGUCCAGGCCAAUGAGCAUACUGGCUAACACUGAAAUACACUUCACACCAACUGGCCUGGUGGUUGUGCGGGCCAGAGUCAGUACUAUUAAUAUCUGGUGCAUGAGCCCUAACUGGGUGAUCCUCUUAUACAUGUGGCAUUGGCCUCUGAGACUAACAUUGUGUUCCCUUAGUGCAGUAGGGCUCCUGGGGCCACCUAGGUGCUGUUCCCCACUCCCUGUAUAUAGUAAGCUACUGCUGCCAGCCUAGGGGUCCAACCCCACCCAGCUCUUCUGCUGUGCUGCCCACAGGAGUGAUUCUACCCAUGGAAGACUAGUCCAGGUGGCCAGAAAUCCCAGGCUUGUCCUUGGGGACAACAGUAGUUCUAAGAGGUAGUGAUACUCUAACUGCUAGCACCUAGACCACACAUGCCCUACCAUCCCACUGUCCAGGGACACCCACCUCUGAGCCCUCUGUACCUACCUGCAUCCUUGGCAAUGAGCAGCCCCCUAGCUUACCCUGGCAUCAGGAUCUCAGGGUGCUGGACUCUUGGAGCAGAAGGCAGCAGCAACGCAGGGUCCUUGGACAGACUACUCCCACCAGUGGGAACUGGGCGCUCACCCCGGAAGCGCACCACCAGCCAGUGCAAGUCAGAGCCACCCCUGCUUCGCACAAGCAAACGUACCAUCUACACAGCCGGGAGGCCACCGUGGUACAAUGAACAUGGCACGCAGUCCAAGGAGGCCUUUGCCAUUGGCUUGGGAGGUGGCAGUGCAUCUGGGAAGACCACUGUGGCCAGGAUGAUCAUUGAAGCUCUAGAUGUGCCCUGGGUGGUCCUGCUGUCCAUGGAUUCCUUCUAUAAGGUUCUGACGCAGCAGCAGCAGGAACAGGCUGCCUGCAACAAUUUCAACUUUGACCACCCUGAUGCCUUCGAUUUUGAUCUCAUCAUUUCCACCCUCAAGAAACUAAAGCAGGGCAGGAGUGUCCAAAUACCCAUCUAUGACUUUACUACGCAUAGCCGGAAAAAGGACUGGAAAACACUAUAUGGUGCAAAUGUCAUCAUCUUUGAAGGUAUCAUGGCCUUUGCUGACAAGACACUGCUAGAGCUCCUAGACAUGAAGAUCUUUGUAGACACAGACUCUGAUAUCCGACUGGUACGGCGGCUACGGCGGGACAUCAGUGAGCGAGGCCGGGACAUUGAGGGUGUCAUUAAGCAGUACAACAAGUUUGUCAAGCCUGCUUUUGAUCAGUACAUCCAGCCCACCAUGCGCCUGGCAGACAUUGUGGUACCCAGAGGGAGUGGGAACACAGUAGCCAUUGACCUGAUCGUGCAACAUGUUCACAGCCAGCUGGAAGAGAGGAAGCUGCGUUGGGAUAUGGCCGCGCUGGCCUCAGCUCACCAGUGCCAUCCCCUUCCCCAGACACUGAGUGUCCUCAAGAGUACACCCCAGGUACGAGGCAUGCAUACCAUCAUCAGGGACAAGGAGACUAGCCGGGAUGAAUUCAUUUUCUACUCCAAAAGAUUGAUGAGGCUGCUUAUUGAACAUGCGCUGUCCUUCCUACCCUUCCAGGACUGCACUGUACAGACCCCACAGGGGCAGGACUACGUGGGAAAGUGCUACGCUGGAAAGCAGAUCACCGGAGUGUCCAUUCUGCGUGCAGGGGAAACCAUGGAGCCUGCGCUGCGUGCUGUGUGCAAGGAUGUGCGCAUCGGCACUAUCCUCAUCCAGACCAACCAGCUCACAGGGGAGCCCGAGCUCCACUACCUGAGACUCCCCAAGGAUAUUAGUGAUGACCAUGUGAUCCUGAUGGACUGCACAGUAUCCACAGGUGCUGCAGCCAUGAUGGCUGUGCGUGUACUCCUGGACCAUGAUGUGCCUGAGGACAAGAUCUUCUUGCUGUCCCUACUCAUGGCAGAGAUGGGUGUGCACUCUGUGGCCUAUGCUUUCCCACGUGUGAGAAUCAUCACCACAGCUGUGGACAAGCGUGUCAACGACCUUUUCCGUAUCAUCCCAGGCAUCGGGAAUUUUGGUGAUCGCUACUUUGGGACAGAUGCAGUUCCCGAUGGCAGUGAUGAGGAAGAGACAGCUUCUGUGGGUUAGUUCCCAGUCUGAGCUACCCUUACUUCUCUAUCCUGCCUCCUGGAUUGCAGACAGCAUAUUAACUUAUUUGAAUUAAAAACUGUUACCAAUGAUACUCAGUUUUCACAUUUUAUAAAAUAAAUAAAGCUUCAGAAAAUGAA
Messenger RNA from Mesocricetus auratus (golden hamster), 2772 nucleotides. RefSeq names its product uridine-cytidine kinase 1 like 1 (gene Uckl1). Gene Ontology annotation, cellular component: cytoplasm. The record is from RefSeq and is a predicted model, not a curated record. Gene Ontology annotation, molecular function: kinase activity; ATP binding. Lineage: Eukaryota; Metazoa; Chordata; Mammalia; Rodentia; Cricetidae. Bases 959 to 2632 code for a protein of 557 amino acids. The transcript is spliced from 15 exons.